GGCUUGUGUGGCGGAAAGCCUGAAGAAAAAGGGAGCUGUAGUUUCUUACCUGUAGCCGCCUUGGAGAGAGAGUGCGGAAGGGUUUCUCCGCAGGGUCCUUCUGUGUAUCCGUAGGGCAGGGCUUGACGCCGGCGGGCGUGACGACCACGCAACAGAGUCUCGUGGGCGCCGCGGCCCGGCCUGAGGGAAGCGCGCCCGGGCGCCGCGUGAUGAUCCGGGAAACGUCUGCCUGGCCUAGUGGGAGCCCAGCAUGAUUUCCAGGGGAAAUCUAAGUUUACUUCAAGGCAUUCGAAAUGGGGAAAGACUAUUAUGGCAUUUUGGGAAUUGAAAAAGGAGCUUCAGAUGAAGAUAUUAAAAAGGCUUACAGAAAACAAGCCCUCAAAUUUCAUCCGGACAAGAACAAAUCCCCUCAGGCAGAGGAAAAAUUUAAAGAGGUUGCAGAAGCUUAUGAAGUAUUGAGUGAUCCUAAAAAGAGAGAAAUAUAUGAUCAGUUUGGGGAGGAAGGGUUAAAAGGAGGAGCAGGAGGUGCUGAUGGACAAGGAGGUACCUUCCGGUACACCUUCCAUGGAGACCCUCAUGCCACUUUUGCAGCAUUUUUUGGAGGUUCCAACCCAUUUGAAAUUUUCUUUGGAAGACGAAUGGCUGCUGGUGGUAGAGAUACUGAAGAGAUGGAAAUAGAUGGAGACCCUUUUGGUGCCUUUGGAUUCAGCAUGAAUGGAUAUCCAAGAGACAGGAAUUCUGUGGGGCCAUCCCGUGUCAAACAAGAUCCUCCAGUUAUUCAUGAACUUAGAGUGUCGCUUGAAGAAAUAUAUAGUGGUUGUACCAAACGGAUGAAGAUUUCUCGAAAAAGAUUAAAUCCUGAUGGGAGGAGUUACAGAACUGAGGACAAAAUUCUCACCAUUGAGAUUAAAAAAGGGUGGAAAGAAGGCACCAAAAUUACUUUUCCAAAGGAAGGAGAUGAAACACCAAAUAAUAUUCCAGCAGACAUUGUUUUUGUUAUUAAAGACAAAGAUCACCCCAAAUUUAAAAGAGAUGGAUCAAAUAUAAUUUAUACUGCUAAAAUUAGUUUACGGGAGGCAUUAUGUGGUUGCUCAAUUAAUGUGCCAACAAUGGAUGGAAGAAACAUACCUAUGUCAAUAAGUGAUAUUGUGAAACCUGGAAUGAGGAGAAGAAUUAUUGGAUAUGGGCUGCCAUUUCCAAAAAAUCCUGACCAACGUGGUGAUCUUCUAAUAGAAUUUGAUGUGUCCUUCCCAGAUACUAUAUCUUCAUCAUCCAAAGAAAUUCUUAGGAAACAUCUUCCUGCCUCAUAGAGUGAAGAACUUUGUUAUCCAUAUUUUGAUAAGACACUGAAAAUAUAGAGACUGGCAGUUUACUGAUAUAGAUGUGAAUUCUGUAUAAAGAUGUGUAAAUUCUUUUGAGGGCUCUUAAAUUGCAUGAAUAAAGACGGGUCAAAUAUAUAGGCAAAAGGGAUUUUUACAGUUAGAGAUAAAGUGAUAACCAUUCACUAUAUUUUAUUUCUUUUCUCCUAAACCAGAAAUUUUUAGUAUUUUGCUUAUGUGUAAAAGUUAAUUUUGUAGAGUUAGUAGUUAUAUUUGUGGUAAAGUACUAGACAACCCAAAUGCUUUAUUUCUUACAUCAUUAGAUGCUCACAAUGAUAGGUUCCCAUAAUGGAUAUUAAAAUUCUUCACUAAGGUAUACAUGUAACGUAUAAAGAAUAAAGGCCCAAGUAAUUUGGAAAUGUGAUUGUUAGACUGAAAUCAUAUUCUGAGAUGCUGUUAUCCGUCUGGUACCGAUAAAAGAAUAUACUGAUACACAUGUUUCACCAUUUUGAUUUUUAAAGUAUGCUGUAGCAUUUCUUAAUAACAUAGCUGUAAUUUUCUUAAAGCAGACCUUUUCUUCAUAAAAAUAAAUAUGGCAAAUUAUCUCCUGUGGAAAUCCCAAUAGCCUGAAUUACUGAUAUUUUAGAAAUAGACUUUUUAAAAUGCCAUAUGUAAUUUUGUGCAAGUUGAUUAUAUAUAUCUUGGACUUAAUAAAUUAUAGGCUCAUUUUAUUAUCCACUAGUUUAAAAUAAAUUGUUUAAUAAUAAAUGUGGUUUUAGAAAAGUACUAUUAUUUUUUGGAAUUUUCCAAUUACACAGUCUUCUGUCAGUUACAAUAUGCAUAUGUAUCUUAUGUAAUUUCCCUAAAAUUAAUGAACUACCACUAUGGUGUUAAACAAAAUAUAGGGAAAAGAACACUAACUGCUGCUUAUGGAUAAUAUUGCUACUACUUAUAAUGCAUAUAAAUACUUUACUUUUUCAUGUGUAUAGAUUGCAUUUCUUAGGUGUUUUAAUUUUUUAAAUAUAUUUACAUUUAAAAAUG
This is a messenger RNA of Perognathus longimembris pacificus (Pacific pocket mouse), 2360 nucleotides long. It is a transcript of the gene Dnajb4, whose product is annotated as DnaJ heat shock protein family (Hsp40) member B4. Lineage: Eukaryota; Metazoa; Chordata; Mammalia; Rodentia; Heteromyidae. The record is from RefSeq and is a predicted model, not a curated record. Gene Ontology annotation, molecular function: protein-folding chaperone binding. Gene Ontology annotation, cellular component: cytosol. The transcript is spliced from 4 exons. The coding region runs from base 294 to 1310 and encodes 338 amino acids.